Molecule: messenger RNA, 1338 nt
Organism: Closterium sp. Yama58-4
Lineage: Eukaryota; Viridiplantae; Streptophyta; Zygnematophyceae; Desmidiales; Closteriaceae
Source: the annotation of a GenBank genome assembly
AUGGCUCAAUUAGUUAGGGAACACGGGGAGCACGGGGAGCACGGGGAGCGUGAUGAGCACAGGGAGCAUGGGGAGCAUGGGGAACACAGGUCCAAGUCUCUGCGGCACAACCAGCUCACGGGCUCCAUUCCCCCAUCCAUAGGCCAGCUCACAGCACUCUCUGAAUUGUACCUGGAUUCCAAUCUCCUCUACGGCCCUAUCCCCGACACCAUCACCAACCUCUCCCUCCUCUCUGCCCUGUAUCUAGACAACAACCUACUGUCGGGCCCCGUCCCUCCUGCCAUUGGCAAUAUUCGCCCCCUCAUGGACCUGUCUCUGAGCGACAACCAACUAAACGGGUCUAUCCCGGACUCUAUCAGCAACCUCACCAAACUCGUGCUGCUCUACCUGUCCAACAACUCGCUCUCUGGCUCCCUGCCUACAUCCCUCAAGAUGCUGCCUCACCUCCUCGAACUCGAGUUACAUCACAACAACCUCUCGGGCAUCCUACCCAACGCGCUGGGAGGCCUUGCCAACCUCGUCGUGCUCAACCUGGGGAACAACGAGCUGUCGGGCACCAUUCCGACCAUCAUUGGCCAACUCACAGACCUCAUGAACAUCUCACUGCAUUCGAACCAUCUGACUGGUCCUCUCUCCCCAGAGCUCUUCAGGCUUCCCAAGCUGCAACGCCUGGACCUGAGCCACAACAUUCUCACAGACUCCAUACCCGACACCAUCAGCAAUCUCGUCAGCCUCGAGUAUCUGGAGCUCUCAGCCAACGGGCUGUCAGGCAGCAUUCCAUCGGCACUGGGAAAGCUCACUCUGCUUGAAAACAUUGACCUGCGCACCAACAACAUAGAGGCAUCCAUACCAGCCACGCUCGGCAAUCUCAUGAACCUCCGAGUGCUGGAGGUGGAUCAGCCCGAGGUGUACUGCCUAUCAGGCGACGUGUACUGCGAGGUGCCUCAGAACGACUCCUCGCUCUUCUGCCGCAAGUGCUCCUCCUUCUGCACUUCAUGUCUACCAGGCAUGCCCCCUGUUCGCAACACAAGCUCACCCGCUCCUUCCCAGGCAUCAUCACCACCAGCACCACAAUCAGCAUCACCUACACCAGCAUCCCCCAAGCGCAUGUCUGGCGGGGUGAUAGCAGGGAUAGUGAUUCUCUCUGUGACAGCUUUCUGCUUGCUGCUGGGGCUUGCUGUGAUGUACAGCAGAAGGCACAAGUCCUCGCCCCAUGAAACGGACCCCUUGUCAGCGACUACGACUGAAAUCACGCCUGUGGCGGCAGACAGGCGCGAGUACGAAAGAAUGAACGACAACUCUCGGAAAAUACAGUGUCGAUCAGCUGUGCCCAUGUAA